Molecule: messenger RNA, 2284 nt
Organism: Mandrillus leucophaeus (drill)
Lineage: Eukaryota; Metazoa; Chordata; Mammalia; Primates; Cercopithecidae
Product: acetoacetyl-CoA synthetase-like
Exons: 12
Biological process (GO): positive regulation of insulin secretion
Cellular component (GO): cytosol
Molecular function (GO): acetoacetate-CoA ligase activity
Source: RefSeq, a predicted model, not a curated record
AUGGUGUGUUUCCCUGUGUUUUGGCCCACGGUGUUUCUGAAUGACUUUCUUGCCACCUGCACCAGCGAGCAGGCCCCGCAGCUGGAGUUCGAGCAGCUGCCCUUCAGCCACCCACUGUUCAUCAUGUUUUCAUCAGGCACCACGGGCGCACCCAAGUGCAUGGUGCAUUCCGCUGGGGGCCUCCCAGCUGAUGAUGGCAGCGUUGGGGUUGUCAAACUGCACCCCAUCCUUGGAGAGUCCGGCGUGCAGCUUCUCUCCAAGUGGGGUGCUGUGCAGAGAUGCGGCACUGGGCCCAGGUCAGUGGAGAGCUGCCACUCCACGGGCUGGGAUGGCACUUACCACCAUGGUGACAGGCUUGGGGAUCACUGUACGGUGCACCGUGUCUUGGGGGUGGGGAGUGCGCUGGCUGAACCAACUACAUUCACCCUGCAGGUUGGCUGGAUGAUGUGGAACUGGAUGGUGUCUAUUCUGGCCACAGGAGCGGCCAUGGGCUUGUACGAUGGCUCCCCCAUGGUGCCCAUGCCCAACAUGCUCUGGGACCUGGUUGACACGAUAGGCAUCCUGGUAACCAGGGCGAAGUGGCUGUCGGCGCUGGAAGAGAAGGCCACGAAGCCGGUGAAAGAUCGUGCUCCAGACAUGAUCCUGUCCACCGGCUCCCUGCUGAAAGCCUAAAGCUAUGAGUGUGUCUACAGGUGCGUCAAGAGCAGCGUCCUCCUGGGCUCCACCUCAGGAGGCACCGACAUCUCCUGCUUCGUGCGCCAGAAUUUUUCUCUUCCUGUGUAUAAAUGGGAGAUUCAGGCCCAGAACCUGGGCAUGGCCAUGGAAGCGUGGAACGAGGAAGGCGAAAGGGUUUGGGGAGACAGCAGCGAGCUGCUAUGUACUAAGCCGAUCCCUUGCUAACUCACACACUUCUGGAACAAUGAGAACGGCAACAAGUACAGGAAGGCGUAUUUCUCCAAAUUCCCAGGUAUCUGGGCUCAUAGUGACUGCAGAAUCAACCCCAAGACCGGCGGCAUCGUCAUGCUUGGCUGGAGUGACAGCACGCUCAACCCCAACAGGGCGCGGUUCGGCGGCCUGGAAAUCUAUGACGUUGUGGACUCCUUCAAGGAGGUGGAGGACAGCCUGUGUGUCCCCCAGUAUAGCAAGUACGGGGAGGAGAGGGUGAUCCUCUUCCUGGAGAUGGCCUCCGGGCACGCCUUCCAGCAUGACUUGGUGAAGAGGAUUCAUGACACCAUCCACGUGGGCUUGUCUGUGCGACAUGUGCCCAGCCUUAUCCUGGAAACCAAGGGCAUCCCAUAUACGCUCAAUGGCAAGAAAGUGGAAGUUGCCAUCAAACAGAUCAUCACUGGAAAAGCAGUGGAGCAACGAGGUGCUUUCUCGAACCCCGAGGCCCUGCAUCUGUACUGGGACAUCCCUGAGCUGCAGGGCUUCGGAGUCAGACUGGCUGGCACAGGUAGGAUGGAAACCUUGAGUGGCCUGGUGCAGGAGUCCUUGGCCUGCAGGCAAGCAGUGCUUGAGGACUGCUGGUGGGAACUGGCACCUGAAAGAAGGCAUUUGAAGAGGGAGGUGGUGGGUGCUCAUGCCUCACCCAGGCUGGGCUGGAGGGAACUGCAGUUUUGGUAAUGACUCCUGGGCCCCCGUGUGCCUGUUGCUAAGGUUUUCGUCAGCCUGGGCUGUCUGGUGGCUAAAGGAUAUGACUUCUACUGUGUGGUCUGCCAAGCUCUCCUUUUGCAACAGGGCCUGAGACCACUGGCUUCAGGGGCUGGAGUCACAAUUGUGUGGGCUGUGGGCUGGGUUCUUUUGAGCCGUUGGGGCUUAGCCAUUUGCUGCCAAUAAUAGCUAACGUUGCUCUAGUACAUACCGUAUGCUGGGCGCUGUUCCAGAACCACAAGCCUGACUAUAACUCUAGGAGGUAGGUGUCAUCAUUAUCCCUAUUUUGAAGAUGGGAAAUAAGGCCCAAGUUCAAGGAACUUGCCCAAGGUCACACGGGCUAGGGCCAGCCCUUUUGGAAAGAGCUCCCAAGAAGGAUAGAGAGACUCCCUCUUUUGAUAACCCUGUUUUUUGUGGCCCUUUCAUUGGGUACUUCCUGAAUAUCUAGAUUGAUAAAAAAAUCAUACCCCAGUGAAGAAGAUCAAUUAUGUGUACAUUUUGCAAGUCACUUUGACGUUGUCACAAGCUCUCACGUGCUUGAGCCUCUAAUUCGAGUUUGAGAAUCAUUUCAUGUGUCAUGAAAUUUUAAAAGAUGACAUUCAAUGAAUGGUACUUCCCAUUAUUCCAGCUUGAU